Messenger RNA from Suncus etruscus (white-toothed pygmy shrew), 2341 nucleotides. RefSeq names its product sphingomyelin phosphodiesterase 1 (gene SMPD1). The coding region runs from base 102 to 1979 and encodes 625 amino acids. NCBI's taxonomy places the organism in Eukaryota, Metazoa, Chordata, Mammalia, Eulipotyphla, Soricidae. Gene Ontology annotation, biological process: sphingomyelin catabolic process; ceramide biosynthetic process. The transcript has 6 exons. Gene Ontology annotation, molecular function: acid sphingomyelin phosphodiesterase activity. Gene Ontology annotation, cellular component: lysosome. The record is from RefSeq and is a predicted model, not a curated record.
UCGACUGCAACGGGGCAAGCGGCCUCCCUGGCACAGCCCGCUCUGCCCUAAGGGCCGGCCAGGGUCGAACGCGCCUGUGGGCGUGCGCUGGAAGCCGGGCUAUGUCGUGCCACGGAGAGUCUCGCGCCCCGGGCCGCUCCGGGUCCUGCGAGGAGCGAGGUCCCGACAGAUCCUGCGAGCUCCCCAGCACUCUGCUCCUGUGGAUGAGCUUGGUCCUAGCCGUGGCCUUGGCCCCCUCUGUGUUGCCCUGGAGCUGGGUCGCGGCCCAUCCUGUUCUCGUCCAAGAACAUCCCGUCGCCUUCCAUCCCUUGGUGCCGCAGCUCCGGCAAGUCUUCGGAAGGUGGAACCUCAGCUGCCCGGCCUGCAAAGGGCUCUUCACUGCCCUCGACUUCGGGCUGAAGAAGGAUGCUGGUGUGGCCUGGGUAGGCUCUAUGGCCAUCAAGAUGUGCACACUGAUGAAGAUUGCACCACCUGCUGUGUGCCAGUCGGCCGUCCAUCUCUUCCAGGAUGACAUAGUAGACGUGUGGACCCGCUCUGUGCUCAGCCCAUCUGAGGCCUGUGGCCUGCUCCUGGGCUCCACCUGUGGGGAGUGGGACAUAUUCUCCUCGUGGAACAUCUCUUUGCCCAAAGUACCAAAGCCAGCCCCUAAGCCACCCAACCCUCCAGUCCCAGGGGCCCCCAUCAGCCGUGUCCUCUUCCUCACUGAUCUGCACUGGGAUCAAGACUACCUCGAGGGUGCAGAUCCCAACUGUGAGAACCCGCUGUGCUGCCGCAGAGAUUCUGGCCCACCACCUGCCUCUCGUCCAGGUGCUGGACACUGGGGCGAGUACAGCAAGUGUGACCUGCCCCUGUGGACUCUGGAGAGCCUGUUGAGUGGGCUUGGCCCCGCUGGUCCUUUUGACAUGGUGUAUUGGACUGGAGACAUCCCUGCCCACAAUAUCUGGCACCAGUCUCGGCAGGACCAGCUGCGGGCUCUGACCACAGUCACAGCCCUGGUGAAGAAGUUCUUGGGACCAGUGCCUGUAUACCCUGCCGUGGGCAACCAUGAGAGCACACCUGUCAAUAGCUUCCCUCCACCCUUCAUAGAGGGCAAUCAGUCCUCCCGAUGGCUCUAUGAGGCCAUGGCGGAGGCCUGGGAGUCCUGGCUGCCGGCUGAGGCCCUUCGUACCCUCAGAAUCGGGGGGUUCUAUGCCUUUUCCCCACGUCCUGGCCUACGCCUCAUCUCUCUCAAUAUGAAUUUUUGUUCCCGUGAGAACUUCUGGCUCUUGAUCAACUCUACAGAUCCUGCUGGACAGCUCCAAUGGCUGGUGGGGGAACUUCAAGCAGCUGAGGAUCAAGGAGACAAAGUACAUAUAAUUGGCCAUAUUCCCCCAGGGCACUGCCUGAAGAGCUGGAGCUGGAACUACUACCGAAUUAUUGCCAGGUAUGAGAACACCGUGGCUGGUCAGUUCUUUGGCCACACACAUGUGGAUGAGUUUGAGCUCUUCUAUGAUGAGGAAACUCUAAGCAGGCCAUUAUCUGUGGCCUUCCUGGCACCCAGUGCCACCACCUACAUCAGCCUUAAUCCUGGUUACCGGGUCUACCAAAUAGACGGCAACUACUCAGGGAGUUCCCAUGUGGUCCUGGACCAUGAGACCUACAUCCUGAAUUUGACGGAGGCCAACAAGCCCGGUGCUACACCACACUGGCAGCUUCUCUACCGGGCUCGAGAAACCUAUGGGCUGCCCAAUGCUCUGCCUGCUGCCUGGCAUGACCUGGUAUACCGCAUGCGGGGCGAUCCAAAGCUCUUCCAGACCUUCUGGUUUCUCUACCACAAGGGCCACCCGCCCUCGGAGCCCUGUGGCACGCCCUGCCGCCUCGCUACACUGUGUGCCCAACUUUCUGCCCGCUCAGACAGUCCAGCUCUGUGUCGCCACCUGGCGCCGAACGAGAGCCUCUCCAGUGCCUGGAGCCUGCAGCCUCAGCCCUCAAUGUGCUAGUAUUCACAGAAAGCAGUGUUGGGCAAGGCCUGUCCUAAGAAAAAAAGAGAGAGAAGCCUGGGAAGACCAGAGGACCUGUGAUGAGAGGAACAAGCUAUGAAUGUUGGGAAACAGGCCUCAGUUCCUGGAAUGACUCUGCCCAAGUAUGGGAGCAGGGUUGAAGUUGCUGCUCUGCAUCUGCCAGCACCUAGCCGGCUAUGAAACUGCUGCUUCACCAUGGCCCUGGGGCAGGUAGCACUGCCCUGUACUGACCAGACAAGCACUGUUGCCACAGCCCUGUGCUGGCCAGCCAGAAACACUGUUCUGCUGCUACAGCCUGAGUGCAAGGCUACUGAAAUAAAACAAGAGAUUUGGACCCUCAA